This is a messenger RNA of Parasteatoda tepidariorum (common house spider), 2366 nucleotides long. RefSeq names its product protein DEK. The record is from RefSeq and is a predicted model, not a curated record. Gene Ontology annotation, biological process: regulation of double-strand break repair; chromatin organization. NCBI's taxonomy places the organism in Eukaryota, Metazoa, Arthropoda, Arachnida, Araneae, Theridiidae. Gene Ontology annotation, cellular component: nucleus. Gene Ontology annotation, molecular function: histone binding; DNA binding.
AGUUUUAACUUCGCUAAAAAAGUGAAGUGAAGUAAAGUUUGUUACUCCGGACCGAUUCCGAUAUAUUUCAAAACAGUCUUCAUCCCGAGUACGUUAGACGUGCGGAAUUUAAAAUUUACAAAUUCAAGUUCUUGUUAUUUUCUUUAAACGUUCCUGUAAAGAAAAUGUCUGAUGAUAAGGAGUGCCAUGGUGCAAAUAAUAAGCCCUAUAAAAGAUAUUUAGGUUCAGAGAAAAAUUUAAUAGAUACAGUAGACAUUUUUUCUUUUAAUGCUCUAGAGAAAGCUCGCUUAGGUGAAUUAUUUGAUACUAUUCUUCAUGGCGUGAGAGUCGAAGAUGCCUACACUUAUCCUGAUAUUGAUUUCAAAAAAUAUCCUCACCUUAAAUUAGGAUAUAAUAAAACUGAUUUUUCCUUACUCCAUAAUAAUGAUAAUAAUGCUGAAAUAAAACCUGUUCUGAAUUUUGAUGAUUUAGAACCUCAUAAUGAAGUUACUGAAAUGUUGCAACUGUGGGAUUCCGCAUUUUAUUUCACUGAUGUUGACAUUGACGUAAAAGCAGUGGCUGAAAUUUCUGAUAGCUUUACAGAAUUGGAAGGUUUACCAUGGCCACCCAAGAAUCUGACAGUAACUAUACCACCAGACAGAAUGGAUUAUAAAAAGGAGGAAAAGGAAGGAAGCAGUAAUGAAACAGAAAGGAAAGAAGAAAAUCAAAAACAUGUAAGUGAUAAGGAAGAAAAUGAAAAAGACAGUGAAAAAAAAGAAAGUGAUGAUGAAAAAGAAAGUGACGAAAAAGAAAGUGAAGAUGAAAAAGAAAUGGGAUUGCUUGAUAGACCAGUGGAAGUAACUGGUUGCCGUGCACGUAAACAGGUUGAGCGUCUUGAAGUUAGCUUUGCUCUUCCUACUAAAGAUAAGCAAAUCCCUGAAGGUCGUGGACAGAAAUUGGGUGAUUGUCCUAGAAUUGAGUUCCAGAUUGCUAAACAUUCUGUUGCUGACUUAAAACCCUUGCAUCGUGUACUUUUCAAUAGACAGGGAACUGCAAAUGACACAAAGAAGAAUAUUCGUAAAUUUUCUGGAUUCCCAUUUCAGGAUGGUUCUUCUGAUUUUGAACAAAAAAAGGAUAAAGUGCAGAAGUUUAGCAUACCAGUUCUUAAAGGUAUAUGUGAAAUUCUUGAUAUUGAACGAAGUGGAACUAAAGAGGAUAUUGUAAUGAGGCUGCUACAAUUUUUAGUUUGCCCAAAAGAUUCUGGAAAAGCAUUGCCAAAAAAAAAAACUUCUGGUCGAGAUAAAAAGAAUGCUUCUAAAAAGAAGGGUAAAGGUAAUAAUAAGAAGUCUAAAGCAAAGGAUUCUGAUGAAGAAGGUGAUGAGGAAACUGCUAUUAGUGUUGAUGAAGCGAGUGAUGCUAGUGCCAAUGAAGAAGAAGAAGAAGAACCCAGUGACUCUGAGACUAAGAAAAAAUCAAAAGCAAAAAGCAAAAAAGCUCCUGCAAAAGCAAAAACUGUUAAGAAGGAAAAACCAAAAAAGGAAGCUAAAGGAACAAAGAGGAAGAAAGAUAUCGUUAUAGAUGACAGCUCUGAUUCUGAACCAGCUGAAAAAAAAUCGAAACUCCCUGAUGAUGAAGAUAUUAAACAGCUAGUGAAAACGAUUCUUGAGGAAGCAAAUCUACAUGAAAUAACCAUGAAGAAAGUUAUUAAGCAGGUAUAUGAUACUUACCCUGACUGCGAUUUGACAGACAAGAAAUCGUUCAUCAAAAAGACAAUUAAGACGGUGCUGCAAUUGAAUGAACAGGGUGAAGACAGGUGAUGAGAUUGUUUCAUGUGAGAAAAUGUUGUUGGAAGUUGGAGUAUUCAAUUUAUUUGUUUAAAAAAAAAAAGAUAACAUUUGUCAUUCUAUUUGAGCAUGUACAUCCCAUUAUAUUGUAAACAUAUGGCUAUUUUGUAUCACUGGAUAUUCAUCAAAUACUUCUGAAUUAAUAAUUUUACAAUUAUUUAUGUAUUUACCUCUUUUAUAAAAUUUUAAUAUUUAGUAAAAACUUCAUUUGUAUUAAAGAUGAUGAUUAUUGAACUUGUAUUUUUACCAUUUUAAACUUUGGUUAUUAUUCCUUCUGCAGGCUGUUUGCUUAAUCUAUAAACCACUACUUAUAGAUGAAUGAAUGUUUUAUUAAUGCUUACAGAUUUUACAUGUGUUUCUACAGGCAAUAAUUUACAAAUUACUUUUUAUUAGUGUAACCUAUACUCAUGAUUGGUGUUUAUCUACUCCAUGAUGUUUUAUAUGAGUGUUUGGAUAAUAUUCAUUUUCAGAUUAGCCAUUUUUAAACCAUCAUUUCUGUAAGAAUUCUUAGCUCAUCAUUAAACAUUAAUUUUGCAUCCACAA